This is a messenger RNA of Alosa sapidissima (American shad), 1591 nucleotides long. RefSeq names its product stomatin (EPB72)-like 3a (gene stoml3a). Bases 267 to 1121 code for a protein of 284 amino acids. The record is from RefSeq and is a predicted model, not a curated record. The transcript is spliced from 7 exons. NCBI's taxonomy places the organism in Eukaryota, Metazoa, Chordata, Actinopteri, Clupeiformes, Clupeidae. Gene Ontology annotation, cellular component: plasma membrane.
AUAAAACAAAAGUGAAGCUACUCUGACCAGGAGCAUGCAGAUAGGCUUUGCUCUGUAUUUGUUUAUGUUGAUACCUACUUAGCUGGGGUUAGUUGCACUGCAGGCCAUGACUGAGGCUGAGUCUGGGAUGCUGUCAGAUAAGGGGAUAGGCCACACCCUGAAAUGCUUGGAGACAAAAACCUCCACUCCCCCUCACACCCUGCGUAGAGCUGUUCCUGGCCUCCAAAGCCUCCUUACGCUUCCCAACGAGUGCACUGGCAGCAGGCAUGGUGAACCAGCUGAAGAUCGCAGAUGCUCGCAGUGAGAGUAGCAAAAGCAUCAUACAGGAUGAGGAAGAGAAAACAGGAUUGGGGCGGUGUGGCUGGAUAUUGUUUCUCAUUUCUGUGCUGUUCACAUUGGCUACUUUUCCUAUAUCUAUAUUCAUGUGCAUAAAGAUUGUGAAGGAGUAUGAACGAGCUGUUAUUUUCAGACUGGGCCGUAUUGUGGAUAGAAAACCUAAAGGACCGGGCAUUUUCAUUGUGGUACCCUUCACAGACACAUUUGUGAAAGUGGACAUGCGCACCAUCUCCUUUGAUAUUCCACCACAAGAGAUUCUGACCAAAGACUCAGUCACUGUGUCUGUGGAUGGAGUAGUGUACUUCCGAGUCAGCUGCCCUAUUUCCUCGGUGGCUAAUGUCUCCAAUGCCAACUCUUCUACCCGGCUGUUGGCACAAACCACACUGAGGAACGUUCUGGGGACCAAGAACCUUUCAGAGCUUCUUUCUGACCGACAAGGCAUCUCACUGAGCAUGCAGGAGUCUCUGGAUGAAGCCACAGAUCCAUGGGGCAUCAAGGUGGAGCGUGUGGAGAUUAAGGACGUGAAGCUUCCCCACCAGUUGCAGAGAGCUAUGGCCGCAGAGGCAGAGGCAACAAGGGAGGCCAGAGCUAAGGUGAUUGCUGCUGAGGGGGAGAUGAAUGCCUCUCGGGCGCUAAAGGAGGCAUCUCUCGUCAUCGCAGAGUCUCCCUCUGGACUUCAGCUGCGCUACCUGCAGACCCUCACCUCCAUCGCAGCCGAGAAGAACUCCACCAUCAUCUUUCCCCUGCCCAUGGACAUGAUGCAGCAGUUCGCUCGGAAGAAUUGAUGGGAUGAAGAUGCAGAAAUAAACUGCUGAAAUAGGUGCCACUUGUUGUUCAUUACAUUUUAAUACGCAAACACAAAGUGCAACAUGGACAGACAAUGGGGCCCUUAGUCAUUUCAUCACAAUGGCCAAUAUGUCAUCCUCUAAGCUAGUGUUGGUUCAAAUCAGAAUAUGUUUUAAAACAGGUUUUAAAUUCAAAUACAGCAUUAAAUAGACAUGCGCUUCAUUUGAACGUAAUGCUGAAUCAAGGCUGACAUACAAAUUUAAUAGUCUGUACAUUAAAAACAACAGCAACAGUAAACAACAGCAAAUGAAUAGUGUAACAAUAAAUGACACAAUCAGCUUUGCUUUUUCUUAAUAUACAGCAACUCAGUUAUCUCAGUUAUGUUUGUUAGGGUAGAACAGACAUUCAGAAGUUGAUUACAUAGUUGUAUCCAUGGGACACGAAAGCUAUCAGUGCAGUUUCAGUACCU